Molecule: messenger RNA, 8126 nt
Organism: Macrosteles quadrilineatus (aster leafhopper)
Lineage: Eukaryota; Metazoa; Arthropoda; Insecta; Hemiptera; Cicadellidae
Gene: nocte
Product: protein PRRC2C
Exons: 38
Coding region: 211-7116 (2301 amino acids)
Biological process (GO): cell differentiation
Source: RefSeq, a predicted model, not a curated record
UUGGAAUAAAAACCCAGCUCUGUGUCGCCAUUUUGUUGUAGGUGUAAACCAUUCUGAGGCUUGGAUAAUUUCGUUUAUCUGCUUAGAUCCGUCCCUCAUCUUUACAAACUAGUUAUCUUUGUUUAAUUCAAACCUUGCCCAUUUGAACGGACCACGGAAAAAGGUUCGUUCUACGGGUCUGUUUCUUCUAAAUGGUUCCCUGCAGACAGCAUGUCUACACUGUCGGGGCUUGCAGCAAAAGGGGAGAAAGGAAAGUCAAAAUUUCAAUCACUAGACAUAAAUAACUUAUACAGGGCAAGUAGGGGAGAAUCUUUGGAAACCCACCAGCACAAGAACACAUCAUCCCGUCGCCAUGGCAUGCAAUCUUUGGGGAAGGUUCCCUCGGCUCGACGACCUCCAGCUAAUUUGCCAAGUCUGAAAUCUGAGUACAGCGGAAACGAUCCAGCAGUCAGUCUAGUGCCCAGUGGCGGAACAGGAUGGGGAAGCAAGCCAGGAGAGACUGGCCCUGCGCCGACACCGACAUCUGCGCCGACAUCGACUACAGCUACGGUGACGAGCGCGCCAGCCACCACUGCGCCUGUCACUGUCACGUCUCCGCCAACCACGGCCACUCCUACACCCACAACAACUACCAGCCAGGGACAUGUUGGCGACAAGUCUUGGAGCUCUAUCACAUCAAGCGGUACGGAGAACUCUCACUCCUACCUGGCUCACCAGUCGCCGUACUUCCAGCAAGAGUUUCCGUCUCUCUCUGGCGACGGGUCUCAGGGGAAAAGCGAACCCCAACAUCUACCAGGGCCCAGUCUCCGUCCUCAGACGGAGGGCAGCUGGAUGCAAGGGGGCGGCAGGCCUCAGGGGCAGACGGGAGCCGGGGCUGGCAACCAGCAGGGGACUGUUCCUGUCCCGGGCCCCCACCUCCCACAAGGGUUGGAUGUGGGUGGCGGACGGAGCAGCUUGGGCCCUUCUGGGGUGGCCGUGGGCCCGGCAGGCCCCAUGCCUCCACAUCACUAUCGGCUCAUGCCGCCAUUUAUGUUAAGACACAACCACCCGUCUGGAGGUUUCAAUCCCAACUUUCAGCAGCAUGGACCCCCUCGGCCACGGAUGCCCUACCCGCCUGAUACUAGGUUUAUGCCACCUAACCGUGGACCUUCAAAUGUAGAAGCUGAGGAAAUAUCCAGACCGAUUAUCAAGGAGGAAGAUCUCAAGGUUAUGGAUGAAAUCGCUCGUGAUACAGGCUGGGCCGGCCAUGAUGAAAUUGAUUAUAAUCAGACUUUAUCAUUCAGCGACGAAGAAAGCGCUCAGGACGACGUCAAGGCCAAGAGGUCUGCACAGGCAGACAAAAAAGAUGAUCAUAGAUACUCGGGCAAAGAUAUGGACAAGGAUGAAAAACUUAACAGAGAAAAUAUGCGGGAUCCAAUGAGUGACAAUAGAGAGCCUCCUAGAGCCUGGCAGCAGCAAAGACCUGGAGACUUCAGACAAGGAAUGCCCCCAGCUAUGAUGGGGUUCCCACCCCAGCCACCCCCUGCACGCCCCGUCCCUCACACUCAGGGUGGAAGACAAGGAGAGGAUGAAGAAGUAUGGCACGAGCGUCGCAGAAUGAAGAAUGAAGAAAUUGCAAUUGCAGUGGAAAGAGCAAAGCAACGUAAAGAAGAGGAGGAAAAGCGGUAUGAAGAAACCCGUAUGAAUGCAGCAAGAAAAUUGCUAAUCUUGGAAGAGAAAAUGAGGUCCAAGAGUGGAGGUGAAAAAGACGAGAACCGCACCUCUCCCGGUUUGAAUGUUCAACAUGGGUCCAAUACUCUGUUACCAGACUGGGAAAAGGACAAGGAUAAAAGUAGAUCACGCACGAACAGCGAGGAAAAAGAGGAUAAACCGCCAAAGGAAUAUGUGGAAAAUUUCAGAAAUAAUCAGGACAACCGAGGUAAUUUUGGCCGUGAUCGUGAGCGAGAGAGAGACCGGGACUUGAGACCUGAUAGGGAGCGAGAGGGGGGAGGUCAGCAGUUCUCGCGUCAGUUCCAGAUCAACUUGCCGCCGCGAUUCCAGAAACACGCAGCAGAACGGCCAGCAGCUUACUACAGACAGAACUCCGGUGGUUCUCCCCAACCUCCGCAUGAGAACAGGUGGUCAGUCGGCCCAGCCCAGUCUCAUUUUGGAGGUCCCGGAGGAAAUAUCAAAGGCCACAGGAAUCGUAAUGACAGUGACAUGUCCGAGAGGGACAGGGACGAUAACAAGGAAAACAGCCGAGAUAGAGAGAGGGGUGGCAAUGAAAUGGCUGUUGACAGAGAAAGAUUCAAUCGGCCUCCAAGCAGAGAUAGCCGGGAAAGGAGUUAUGAAGGCAAUUGGAAGAGUAGUGGAUAUCAUGAAGAUUCCAAUCGUAGGAUCUCUGAAAGUGAACCGAGUCAUGAUUAUGACAAUAGGCAGUAUGAAACGUUCCAAGAACCUGCAGAGAAAGUUAAAGAUAAAGACAAAGAUACAAGAUUUUAUGAUGAAGGAAGAGAAAUGGAAAAAAAGACAAGUGAAAACUUAAAGCCAGCUAAUUUGAUCCAAGAGGACCCAUUUGACGAGAGGGAAAAUGUUUACGACAAAAGUCGUGAGGAAGUCCAAAGUGAGCGGAGAGAGAUGCCUAAGAGGGAGGAGCAUCGGGAGCGGCCGCAGCGACCGGACAGCCGAGACAGUCGGGCGUCUAGGGACUCCCGCAACUCCAGGGACUCUAUCCGGGAGGAGAAAAUAAUUGAAAUAAACCCUGCAAAUGAGUCUGUGUCAUGGGCCGACUCAACCUACGAUGUUCAUCAAAAGGAAGACAAACGUAGAAAAGAUUUUAGGGAUGAACGUGAUUUGCGGAGAGAUUCUCAUCCUUCACAUCCUAUGCCGUAUCAUCCAAGACACAUACCUGGUCCGAUCACAAAAGAGAAGCUCGAAGCUUCUGAGAAAUCUGAUUCAUCUCGAAGUGUGAAUUUAGUUCCUUUAGUAAGAAAUGAAAACAAGAAACCUGAGUUGAAGAAAACUGAUAAUCAGUGGGAGGGAGGCAGCAGUGGCGACGCUUGGCAGAGAUUGCCUCCGACUCCGGCUCCUCCACCUCCAACAGAGUCUUGGGUGGACAUGACCUCAUCCAGCCACCCGGCCAAUACUGAACCAACCUCUGUAGAUGCUGGUCAAGGAGACGUGAGCGAAUCUCAAAAAGCAGAAGCCAACGAAGUGAAACCACCCGCCAAGGUACCAGAACGAGACGAAGAGACACGAGAUAGCAGGCCAGACCGUCCCAUGGGUCGAGGUGGCAAUCGCAGUAUGCGCGGUGGUGACAACAGAGGCGUCCGUGGCUGGGGAGGCAGUAGCAGCUACUUCCGAGGCACCUCAUGGCGUGGGGUAGACCGAGGCCGCAGGUCGCAGCAGCGCCGUCCCCACAUGGGUCGGUCCGAGCCGUGGCAGCAUUCGGAGUCCGAGGACGAGGUGUCUGCUUCCACUGAAUCUGGGAAGGAAGACAAACGGCAGGACCAAGACCGCAAACACUUUCCCAGGUCUCCAAAACAAGGAAGUAAAAAGACUGAUAAGGACGACAGAAUAAAAGAUUCUAAUCGCAAAAUGGACAAUGAGAAAGACUACGGUAUGAUGAAUGACAAUCGUCGUUAUGAAAAGAAGGGAAUGUACGACAGUCACAUGGAGCGAGGGUUCCCACCGAGGGGCGAACCUUCAAGGAGAGGACGAGGAGGGGCACCGUUCCGAUCCAAAGGGUCAUCCACAAAUGUGGGGCGACGGAUGGACGGCUAUGGACCUCCGACAUCCAAAAAACCAUUCUCAGAAUCGGGUCAGCACUUGGACGAUGACAAGAAGUCUGAUGGCAACUCAACCCUCAGCAAAGAGGAGGCGAUGAGCAAACUAAGCCUGGACGAAAAGAUGAAGAUGAACCAGCAGCAUUUGGCUGCAGGAAUUAUAGGGUCAUCUCGUCUCAACUCAAACAUGCCUCCUCGUCUGAGGAAGAAGUCGGACAGUGACCGACGCGACCGUAGGCCACAGGAUCGCAGAGGACCAGUGAAAAGUGGCUCGGGCUCCGGGGGUGAAGUAGACGAGGCUUGGGAGACAACAAGCGAAGUGAGCGACCGCGAGGACCAAUCAGAUAAUAGAGACAAGUCAUACGGUCACUCUGGUCCUAGAGGCCGUAGACAUUCUCAGCCUAACCGUGGUGGACGAGACAAGCGUAGCGGAGGGUCGUAUGACCGGGAGUCUCGCAAACCUAUGGUCAAUGGCAACCUGAGAGGUCCCAACAAGUCAAUGGCUCCAAGGGACCAGGACAAACAGUCUGAUGACAAGAAACAGCCCAGACCUGACAACAAAGAUAAGAGGAACAAUAUGGAACGAAUUGAUAUCAGCAACACUGCCAGUGUGGUGGUUGUUGAUGGCCAACCAGGCGUUACUGUGGAGGAAGACCAAAGGGUUUUUGAUCCAGACAAUAACGGCUUCCAAGAAGUGCGCAGCAAGAAGAAUGUGAAGGAGAACCGUCAGCAAAAAGAUGAACCGCAGAAAGGGCCGAGAGAACGGAGCAAGCCGAGCAGACCGGAGUCUGUCGGGCCUCCGCCUAAGGGAUGGCAGAACGACCCACGUGGUGAACCCCGCGGAGGGCCCCGCACCAACGGCAAGCUGGCUCCCCGCUUCGCCAGGCUCCGAGAAACCACACGGCUGCAGAAGAUUGCUCAGCAUCAGCAAACUCAUGACAUUAACGAUUUGAACAAAGUCAAUCAAGUCACAGUGUUUCCUGUUAAAGAUUUGACAACCCCUGCUCCGCCUCCGCCGGUGAAUGCUUGGGACAAGCCUAUCACGGGGUCUCUGCGGACUGUGACACCGCCCCCAGUCUCUGUGGCCCCCCCGCCAGCCCCGCAACAGGAGACAAGCAACGUAGAGGUCAACGAACACGUGCAGUCCACCACUAGCAGCCAGCGUAGCAGCCCCAGUGGUGACAAGACUGUCGGCAAAUUUCCUAGAGAGCCUUCAGAAAAGGCAGUACUUGAUGGUACUUCUCCUCCUGUCCAGACAAUAAUUUUUGAAAACACAAACUUCAAGUCGGCACCUGUGGAUGUUGCAAUGAAAUCGAAGUACACAAACCAAAUCAAUAAGAAUCAGAGAACUGAUAAAUCAAGAGAGAGUAGGCCUGAGGAGGAGAAUGUAGGUCUAGGGUUCAAAUCUCCCGGACCAGAUAUGAAACUGCAGGACAAGGCAGAUCCUAUACAGAUGCCUAUGUCCUUCGCCAAGAAUGAAGACAGUGCAGACAUGAAGCUAGACUUCAGGUUUGACUCGGACCUGACACAGCUAACCGAUGACAAGUCCAGUAAGACCAUCGCUGCCAUGCAGAUGACUCGCUCUAUACAGUUGGCGGCUCAUUCCUCUACGGCAGAGUUGCAGUUUAAAGUGGCUUCUGUCAAGAAGGUGUGGGAGAACCCACCAGCCGUGCUGGAGCAUGGAGGAGAGGAGCACCCCGGCAGUAACGUGUCUACAGCAUCAUCCUUCACCCCCACCUUCGGCAACUCUGUGGAGCAAAUGGACCCCACAGUGGGCGAAGACAGCUCAGACGCAGUCUACAAUGCUGGUCAGCAGCUCCAAAACAACGCUAACUCCUACAACGGAACAGCUGUCCAAAGCAUGAUAAAGGCCGACCCGUCGACCAAUGUGUGUAAGCUACUUGCCCCGCAGGUGAAACCUCAACCCCAGGCGACGCUGCUCCCUCACACAGGGCCACUUUCACCCCCCGCACCGCCCGGCCCGCACAUCAACUAUCAGCCACAGGCGCAGUACAGCAGCAUCUCCACAAUCCCUUCUCCGCCAACAGCGUUCACGCCACAGCCUGAGCUUUAUCCUACAUUCCAAAUAAACAACGCACAGGUGAUGUCCAGUCAGAGCAGGUCGCAGUUCUCACAGUUCGGCCCGUACCUGUCGCAAGGCCUAGGUCAGACGUCGGGUUACAGCCCGCAGUCCAUGUAUCUGCAGCACACUGCAUCCCAGCCACCCCCGCCUUCUGCUGCCCCGCCUGAUAUAUUCCAGACACAGCUGUCUCAGUACAGGAUACAGCCUCCCCCGUACGCAACGUCUCAGCAGUUAAACAACAACCCUAACACUGUGAUGAUCUCGACCAGCUCAGCUUCUCUAAUGUCGGCCACUGUGAAGCCAUCGCCCAUUGGCAGCAAGGCGACGUAUCAGGCUCCGUCACAGCCUCCCCCGUCCCAACUGUACAUCUACCCAGAGCCGCAUCAGCUGCAAGUGCAGAGUCAUUUCCUACAGAACUCCCAGCUGGUGCAGAGACCUGCGCCCGCCUUACCUCCAUCAUCUGCUUCCUACUACUCUGCUAACAACCCCAUCACAGGAGGUGGGGCAGGAGGUUACUACCAACCAGGCAGUUCUAACAUGCAAGCUGCUCAGAAUCUGCAUCAGACCACCUUCAGUAUGCAAGGUUUCAACACACCCUCCCCUACCCCCACAGGCAUGAACAGCUUCGGAUCAAAUUUUCUGUCUAAUGGGUUACAGAUGGCGCAACCGCAACAGUAUUGCAGUUCGGCUCCGUCUUACAUCAAGUCUGCCGCAGAGCAUCAGGACGUACUCUCUGUCUUCUCCUCUCCAGCUGCCCAGAUUAAUUCUGCAAACGGCCGUAGUGCCCCCACCGGUGGGGGCAAGCCGUGUCCCCCCGGUGGUCCAUCGCAGCAACAGCCCAGCCCAACCCAGAACCACAAGUUCGCCGCGUAUCAACAAAAUAUCUCACCGACAACCCAGCUCCUAUGUGUUUUACAGAUGAUACAUCAACAACAACAGCAGCAGCAACAGCGAGGUGGUGUGAAUGUCCGAGUGACUCCGAGGUAUCCGGCACCUAUACAGCGACCUGUGAGCUACCAGCCAUCUGCACCUGUGCGACACCUGCCUCCGCCAUCGCGAGCGCGCUACAAGCCCACCCCCGCCUCCACGCCUCCCGCCACUGUCGCGACCACUGCUGCUGCUGCUCAUUACUAUACUACACAAAAUAAUUCGACAAAACAUGAAAAUUCAGAAAUGGAAACAAAAAAAGAAGCAACAAGCAAUGAUUGUGAGAACGGAGCUACAGCCGAAGUCCCCACGGGAGAGGAUUCAUCCCCUGCUAAUGAGUGAACCUCGUGCUUACUUUGCUCUGUCGUUGUAUUAGCGUUUAGUGUGCGUUUUGAUUUGACAACACUGACUGAGCAACAUUCACGUUGCGAGUGAAAGUGACUUAUUGUAUUGGACAAAUCCUCUCCACUUUUGGCCCCGUUGAAUUUGGAUUCUUCUCGUUCGGCUUUAACCGCCUACAGCUAUGUUCUAUGAUAAUAAUGAUGCAUUGGGAUAGGGUUAGGUAUGUAUCAAAACUGUUUGUUUAUAUAUAUUGUCUUUUUACUGAACGUGUAUCUGAAGAUUUUCCUACGACACCGAGAUCAGGUGCUUCAACAAUUUCGCUCGAAGGCGGCGUUUGACCGACCGAUAUUAGUACGAUUAUUAGAAGUCUAAUUUGUUUAAGCUUUCUCAAAUGGACAUUAUUCUUAAAACGGAUAAAUUUGUGUAUUAUGUGCGUAUAUUUAGUGUGCAUUUUUGUGUAUUUACAGGCAGAGACUAUAAAAUUGUACAUUGCUGAUUUGUUCUUUUUUCUAAAUAAAGGAUAAUGUUUAAAAUAUGUUGAGUUGUUUGGUGCCGAGGACAAUUCUGCGAACCUUAAGUAAGAUUAUAGGACUGACACAGACUUUCAUGGUCAAAUUUAAUGUGAUAAUACAAUUUAGUAAGAUUGUGUCUCAAAGUGUUCCAUGGAUGGAAUUAAAAAAUAAUAAUCGUUGCUCUGUUGGAGGCAAACUGAAAAUAUUGAACUAGCUAAAAGACAUGGACUCAACAUGUUCAUAUACAACAAAAUUGUGAUAUAUUUAACCAAGGCAUUAAAAAAGCCAAAGUCUGAUUUGGGUGUUAAGUUUUAUUUCUAUCUCCUGGUUUCAACAAAUUGUUAAUUUUCAUUUCUGGUUUUGAUUAUACUUUGGAAACUUUUUUGAAAAACCAUCGUCAGUACAUGGAUUUUUAGAUAAGCUCAAAGGCUAUCAGUGUCAUUUUCCAUAGUUGCAAUACAUUUCAUUAAUGACCAAUUAAAUGCAAUUCAACAUUUA